AUGGGCUGGAAAGGUGAUGAGAGCGGCGCGUGUGCUGCAGCUGCAAGACCAGUGACAGGACUUUGCUGUAAAAUGGGCCUUCUGACUAUGCUUAUUGGAUUAUGGCUGUUUUCCUCAGUUAAGGCAGAUUCAAAAGCCAUUACGACCUCUCUUACAACAAAAUGGUUUUCCACUCCAUUGUUAUUAGAAGCCAGUGAGUUUUUAGCAGAAGACAGUCAAGAGAAAUUUUGGGAUUUUGUGGAAGCCAGUCAAAAUAUCGGAUCAUCAGAUCAUCACGGUACUGAUUACUCCUAUUAUCAUGCAAUAUUGGAAGCUGCAUUUCGGUUUCUGUCACCACUACAGCAGAAUUUGUUGAAAUUCUGUCUGUCUGUCCGCUCCUACUCAGCUACAAUACAAGCCUUCCAGCAGAUAGCAGCUGAUGAACCGCCACCAGAAGGAUGUAAUUCAUUUUUUUCAGUGCAUGGAAAGAAGACUUGUGAUUUUGAUACCCUUGAGACUCUUCUACUAACAGCUUCUGAAAGACCAAAACCUUUAUUGUUCAAAGGAGAUCACAGAUACCCCUCAUCUAAUCCUGAAAGCUCAGUGGUUAUUUUCUACUCUGAGAUUGGCUCUGAGGAGUUUUAUAAUUUCCACCGACAACUUAUUUCAAAAAGCAAUGCAGGCAAAAUAAAUUACAUAUUCAGACAUUAUUUAUCAAACCCCAGGAAGGAGCCUGUUUACCUCUCUGGCUAUGGUGUGGAGCUGGCCAUUAAGAGCACCGAGUACAAGGCCAAGGAUGAUACUCAGGUGAAAGGAACUGAAGUUAACGCCACAGUGAUUGGUGAAAGUGAUCCUAUUGAUGAAGUUCAAGGAUUUCUCUUUGGAAAGUUAAGAGACCUGCACCCUGACCUGAAGGGACAGUUGAAAGAACUCAGAAAGCAUCUCGUUGAGAGCACCAAUGAAAUGGCACCUUUAAAAGUCUGGCAGUUGCAAGAUCUAAGUUUUCAGACUGCUGCACGGAUCUUGGCUGCACCUAUUGAGUUAGCUCUCGUGAUUAUGAAGGAUCUCAGUCAAAACUUUCCCACCAAAGCCAGAGCAAUAACAAAAACAGCUGUGAGUUCAGAACUUAGAGCUGAAGUAGAAGAGAAUCAGAAGUAUUUCAAGGGAACUUUAGGGUUACAGCCUGGAGAUUCAGCACUGUUCAUCAAUGGACUUCAUAUUGAUUUAGAGACACAAGAUAUAUUCAGUCUGUUUGAUAUAUUGAGGAAUGAAGCUCGAGUGAUGGAGGGUCUACAUAGACUGGGAAUAGAAGGCGUUUCUCUGCAUAAUGUCUUGAAACUGAAUAUACAGCCCUCUGAGGCCGACUAUGCUGUAGAUAUCAGGAGCCCUGCUAUUUCGUGGAUCAACAACCUGGAGGUUGAUAGCAGAUACAAUUCAUGGCCUUCUAGUCUACAAGAAUUGCUUCGCCCCACCUUUCCUGGAGUCAUCCGGCAGAUCAGGAGGAACCUGCACAACAUGGUUUUCAUAGUUGAUCCUGCUCACGAGAGCACUGCAGAGUUGAUGAACACAGCUGAGAUGUUCCUCAGUAAUCAUAUACCACUAAGACUUGGUUUAAUCUUUGUGGUUAAUGACUCUGAAGACGUUGAUGGGCUGCAAGAUGCUGGAGUGGCUAUUCUGAGAGCGUAUAACUAUGUUGCGCAAGAAGUGGACAAUUAUCACGCCUUCCAGAUUCUGACACAUAUGUAUAACAAAGUAAGGACUGGAGAAAGAGUGAAAGUUGAACAUGUGGUCACUGUCCUGGAGAAGAAAUAUCCGUAUGUGGAAGUGAAUAGCAUUUUGGGAAUUGACUCUGCAUAUGAUCAGAAUCGAAAGGAAGCAAGAAGUUACUAUGAGCAGACUGGAGUUGGUCCACUGCCUGUUGUCCUAUUCAAUGGAGUGCCCUUGGAAAAGGAGCAGCUAGACCCUGAUGAAUUGGAAACCAUUACAAUGCACAAAAUCCUAGAGACCACAACUUUCUUUCAAAGAGCAGUGUACUUGGGUGAACUGUCCCAUGAUCAAGAUGUGGUAGAGUAUAUCAUGAAUCAGCCAAAUGUUGUUCCACGAAUCAACUCUAGGAUUUUGACAGCUGAGCGAGAAUACCUGGACCUAACAGCAACCAAUAACUUUUUUGUGGAUGAUUAUGCUAGAUUUACCGUCUUGGAUUCCCAAGGCAAGACUGCUGCUAUAGCCAACAGUAUGAAUUAUCUGACUAAGAAAGGAAUGUCCUCCAAGGAAAUCUAUGAUGAUUCUUUUAUUAGGCCAGUAACUUUUUGGAUUGUUGGGGAUUUUGAUAGCCCUUCUGGAAGGCAAUUGUUGUAUGAUGCUAUUAAACAUCAGAAAUCCAGUAACAAUGUUAGAGUAAGCAUGAUCAAUAAUCCUAGUGAAGAUAUAAGUUACGAGAAAACUCAGAUCUCCAGAGCAAUCUGGGCUGCUCUCCAAACCCAGACCUCCAACUCUGCUAAGAACUUCAUCACGAAAAUGGCCAAGGAGGAGACUGCAGCGGCCCUGGCUGCAGGAACUGACAUCAGGGAGUUCUCUGUUGGGGGCAUGGAUUUCAGUCUUUUUAAGGAGGUCUUUGAGUCUUCCAAAAUGGAUUUCAUUUUGUCUCAUGCCGUGUACUGCAGGGAUGUUCUAAAGCUGAAGAAAGGACAGAGGGCAGUGAUCAGCAAUGGAAGGAUCAUUGGGCCACUGGAGGACAGUGAAUUCUUUAAUCAAGACGAUUUCCACCUCCUGGAAAAUAUCAUCUUAAAAACUUCAGGACAGAAAAUCAAAUCUCACAUUCAGCAGCUUCGGGUAGAAGAAGAUGUGGCCAGUGACUUGGUAAUGAAGGUGGACGCCCUCCUGUCGGCGCAACCAAAAGGAGAUGCAAGAAUCGAAUACCAGUUUUUCGAAGACAGACACAGUGCAAUUAAACUGAAACCCAAGGAAGGGGAGACGUACUUUGAUGUUGUGGCUGUCAUUGACCCUGUCACCAGAGAAGCACAGAGACUUGCCCCAUUGCUUUUGGUUUUAACUCAGCUGAUCAACAUGAAUCUAAGAGUAUUCAUGAACUGCCAAUCUAAACUUUCCGACAUGCCGUUAAAAAGCUUUUACCGUUAUGUCUUGGAACCAGAGAUUUCUUUUACUUCGGACGGUAGUUUUACUAAGGGGCCAAUAGCAAAAUUUUUGGAUAUGCCACAGUCUCCUCUGUUCACUCUGAACUUGAACACACCUGAGAGUUGGAUGGUAGAGUCUGUCAGAACACCAUAUGACCUUGAUAAUAUUUAUUUAGAAGAGGUGGACAGCAUCGUGGCUGCUGAGUAUGAGCUGGAGUACCUGUUACUAGAAGGUCACUGCUAUGACAUCACCACUGGCCAGCCCCCCCGGGGACUGCAGUUUACAUUAGGAACUUCAACCAAGCCAGUCAUUGUGGAUACCAUUGUUAUGGCUAAUCUGGGCUAUUUUCAGUUAAAAGCCAACCCAGGAGCUUGGAUUCUCAGACUAAGAAAGGGACGUUCUGAAGAUAUUUACAGAAUCUACAGUCAUGACGGUACAGAUUCUCCACCCGAUGCUGAUGAAGUUGUUGUUGUCCUCAACAACUUCAAGAGCAAAAUUAUUAAAGUGAAGGUUCAGAAGAAGGCAGACAUGGUGAAUGAGGACUUGCUGAGCGAUGGGACUAAUGAGAAUGCCUCUGGAUUUUGGGACUCCUUCAAAUGGGGCUUUACAGGAGGACAGAAGACCGAGGAAGUGAAACAAGACAAAGAUGACAUCAUUAAUAUUUUCUCUGUUGCAUCUGGUCAUCUCUAUGAAAGAUUUCUUCGCAUAAUGAUGCUAUCAGUACUGAAGAAUACCAAGACUCCUGUGAAAUUCUGGUUCUUGAAGAAUUAUUUGUCCCCCACGUUUAAGGAGUUUAUACCUUAUAUGGCGGACAAAUACAAUUUUCAGUAUGAGCUUGUUCAGUACAAGUGGCCCCGGUGGCUUCACCAGCAGACUGAGAAGCAGCGCAUCAUCUGGGGUUACAAGAUCCUGUUCCUGGAUGUGCUGUUCCCACUGGUUGUUGACAAGUUCCUGUUUGUGGAUGCGGAUCAGAUUGUACGAACAGAUUUGAAAGAGUUAAGAGAUUUCAAUUUGGAUGGUGCUCCUUAUGGUUACACUCCUUUCUGUGACAGCCGCAGAGAGAUGGAUGGCUACAGGUUCUGGAAGUCAGGGUACUGGGCCAGUCACUUAGCUGGGCGAAAGUACCAUAUCAGUGCGCUGUACGUCGUGGAUCUGAAGAAGUUUAGGAAAAUAGCAGCUGGCGACAGACUCAGGGGACAGUACCAAGGUCUGAGCCAGGAUCCUAACAGCCUUUCAAAUCUCGAUCAAGAUUUGCCCAAUAACAUGAUCCAUCAGGUGCCAAUUAAAUCACUCCCUCAAGAAUGGCUUUGGUGUGAAACGUGGUGUGAUGAUGCCUCUAAGAAAAGGGCAAAAACAAUUGAUUUGUGUAAUAAUCCAAUGACCAAAGAGCCCAAGCUGGAGGCCGCUGUUCGAAUUGUCCCAGAGUGGCAGGACUAUGAUCAGGAGAUCAAACAGCUACAGCAUCGCUUUCAGGAGGAGAAGGAAAUGGGAGCACUGUAUAGAGAUAAGACAGCAAAGGAGGCAAGCCAAGAAGGACCUCAGACACAUGAGGAAUUAUGAUCUCCAGAGGAGGAUAGGAAAUUACACCAUUUGAAAAACACUUUUUAUAUUAAAUGCUAGUUUUUUUCAAUUUGUCUAUACAACUGCUGAUGAACCGACUGGGCGUGCCGCCCUGUUCAUCCUGACUCCCGCACGCCGGCGGCUCUGGAUCUCUGAAGUUAAGGCUUUCUACUAGAUUCGAACCUCAGAGGAAGACAAGGAACUGAUUUUGGGGGGACUUUAUGAAGAGCAGGCCUUUCACCAGAAGAGAAGAUGGCAAAAGCAACUGGAAGAGAAACAAGCCCGCAUGUGCUGCAGUGUCCUAAGAGGCCACUAGCGGGAGCCGCCGGGUCCUCCUUACCUCAGUCCACGGGGAGGGGCGGCGGAGCUCCUGUCUGCAGCCGAGGCCACCCUUCCAGGCAGAUAGUGGAUGGGGCGGCGCCUAUGUGAGCAUCUCCGGGUUUGUGCCAGUGGGCCCCUGUGCCCUUCCCCAGCAUCAGGUUCAUUGUUAAAUUGAAACCCA
Messenger RNA from Budorcas taxicolor (takin), 5176 nucleotides. It is a transcript of the gene UGGT1, whose product is annotated as UDP-glucose glycoprotein glucosyltransferase 1. Gene Ontology annotation, cellular component: endoplasmic reticulum. Gene Ontology annotation, molecular function: UDP-glucose:glycoprotein glucosyltransferase activity. The transcript has 41 exons. The record is from RefSeq and is a predicted model, not a curated record. Lineage: Eukaryota; Metazoa; Chordata; Mammalia; Artiodactyla; Bovidae. The coding region runs from base 1 to 4674 and encodes 1557 amino acids.